Molecule: messenger RNA, 1269 nt
Organism: Cucurbita maxima (winter squash)
Lineage: Eukaryota; Viridiplantae; Streptophyta; Magnoliopsida; Cucurbitales; Cucurbitaceae
Product: epoxide hydrolase A-like
Exons: 3
Coding region: 225-1175 (316 amino acids)
Molecular function (GO): hydrolase activity
Source: RefSeq, a predicted model, not a curated record
GGUAAUGGUGGGGCCAUAAUGACAUUUCACUCCACAUUCCAUGGAGAUGGCUAAGCCACCUUCAAUGCGGGUAAUGAUCUUGUUCACUACAAAACGCACACUAUCAGACGAAAACGGAUGAAGGUUUCGAGAUUACUCACCAUGCCGGCCGUUGAUCUUGGAGUUGAAGGAAGCUCUUCUGCAAUUCCCGAUAGUUGUUAGAGAAAUCGAGACAGAGAGCUGCCAUGGACGCGAUCGAACACACCACCAUCAACACCAAUGGAAUCAAAAUGCACAUCGCCUCCAUAGGCACAGGCCCCGUCGUUCUUCUUCUCCACGGCUUCCCCGAGCUCUGGUACUCAUGGCGCCACCAGCUUCUCUACCUUUCUUCCGUCGGAUAUCGAGCCAUCGCGCCGGACCUCCGCGGGUAUGGCGAUACCGAGUCCCCGGAAUUGCAUACUUCCUACACUGUGCUCCAUAUCGUCGGCGAUUUGGUUGGGGCUUUGGAUGAGCUUGGGAUUGAGAAGGUGUUUCUUGUAGGGCACGAUUGGGGGGCGAUCAUCGCGUGGUACUUUUGCCUGUUUAGACCAGAUAGAAUCAAGGCGUUGGUGAAUCUGAGCGUCCAGUUCAUACCUAGGAACCCUGCAAUUCCUUUUGUUGAGGGUUUCAGAUCUGCGUUUGGUGAUGACUUCUACAUUUGCAGGUUUCAGGUUCCAGGAGAGGCUGAAGAAGAUUUUGCCUCCAUUGACACAGCUGAGUUAUUUAAGAAAUUUCUCUGUAGUAGAAGAUCAGAUCCUCCAGAACUGCCUAAAGGGGUUGGAGUUCGUUCUAUCCCAUCCCCAGAAAAACUUCCUUCUUGGCUGACAGAAGAAGAUAUCAACUAUUUUGCUACCAUUUUCAAGCGGACAGGCUUUACUGGAGGAUUGAACUACUACAGAGCCUUCGACCUAACUUGGGAGCUGACUGCAUCAUGGACAAAGGCACAGGUUCGAGUGCCGGUGAAGUUCAUCGUCGGGGAUUUGGAUCUGACCUACCAGUUUCCAGGAGCUAAGGAAUAUAUCCACAAUGGGGGAUUCAAGAAGGAUGUGCCGUUUCUGGAGGAAGUGAUAUUAAUGAAAGAUACUGCUCACUUCAUCAACCAAGAAAGGCCACAUGAAAUCAGUACUCACAUCCAUGACUUUAUCAAGAAAUUUUGAACUCCAUCCAUUCUCCAUUGCUUGAAUUGUUCUUUCUUUUUUCAGCGACUUUGAGUAAAGGAUAAUUUUCAUCACAUAUAUGUAGCCGUUUGCA